AUUCAAGUCAUAGUCCUUCAUUUCCAGGUGUGCUCUUAAGCCUUAUUUCCUAGUUAUCUCCAGUUCAGCUUCCGAUUCCAAGUAAUUCUUUCUAGUUUUUCUAGCCUUUCCAAAAAAAAAAAAGCAAAAAUUACUAUUGCACUAUCUCCGUUGUUUGAACUUAAUUUCAGUCAGAGUACAGGCACAUUCAACAUACACCACACUCUUUAUUUAACGGUAUAUCCAGAGGCCGUUUUUUUUCCUCAUGAUCUUCAAACCUUAACGUGAACAUUUAUCAGUUCAUUUUUGGAAAGGAAGACAGUAAAGAAGCUCAGCUUCUAGACCUGUCAGGUGUUCCCCAAGGAAAAAAAAAAGCCCUUUUAGGGUGUGUUUAGUUCCACGCCAAAAUUAGAAGUUCGACUAAAAUUGAAAGUUUGAAUAAAAAAGUUAGAAGUUUAUGUGUGUAGAAAAGUUUUGAUGUGAUGGAAAGUUGGAAGUUUGAAUAAAAAAGUUGGGAACUAAACAAGGGCUUACUCUUCUCUUUUAUACCAUCAUUUUGCCUCGAAAUUCACACAUUUCCUUGUUGUUUGUACAGUAACCAAAAACAAAGUUCUUUUUAACCUAAUUGAAAAAAAAAAUGUUACGACGCUUCAGCCAUUCUUAUUGUUGUCCCUCAGGAAAGAUGUUUUUUUAAGCAAAUGAGUACUUUUGGUUUCACCGCCUUUUCAUAUCAGGGAGAAAAUAUAUUCGGAUUUGAUAGUCUUGAGCUCACCCGUUAAAGGCUAACCCCUCUUCAUUUGAAAAACAGAGAAGGCAAAACGUUUAACUAUUGCCUGCAAUGUCUUCUAGCCAUGAGCCCUCGGGACUGCUAAACAGUGAUGACAUACCUUCCGAAGGUAUUAGAGUUCCCUUCAUAGAGUAAGCUAGUGUUGCGUUUUUUUUUUCUUUUUUGUGUUUUAUUGCAGGCAUAUGUCACUGUAAAAUAUUUCAGAGUUGUGUGCGUCUGCUCAAAGGCAGAUGCAGCUUGAGGUCAGGGGGCUCGCUGCCUUCUUCCUCCAUGGAGAUCCAGUGGGUAGGAGGUGCUGAAGACCCCCAGACCUCAGGCUGGAUCUGCCACCUCGUCUGCGAGGAUCAGAAGUAGCGCCACCGUCUGUUAGCACUGGUGGGAAUACAGAGCUAGUAGAACAAGGAAAUGAUAGGGUGCCUGCAAUGACUAAGAUUGUGGUAGAACCAAACGCUGAGCUACAGUCACCAUUCGUGGUAAAACACCAUCUAUUACUCAAGAGACCCGAUCCUAGCAUACUAGAUGAAUUGUACAGCUUGACUAUGGCUUUUACCGAUUCAGAGUCAAAACAGACCGAUUGGGUAUCAAUCAAGCACCCAUCGUUCCCCAUCAGAUUAAAGCUUGAAGAUAUCCAGGAAACAGUAAAACCUGGAGGAUUGAUGGAUACCGAUUGCCUCAACUUAGCUGUGAGAAAUUUGGCAACAGAGGAUGCUGAAAAUUUUAAGAACACUGAGUGUUUGGGUUGGAGGCAUUACGUUAAAUCAGAUUGGACGCAACUGGUCGCUAGUCCCACGAAUCUGAGGAUUGCAUAUUCGUGUGACUCUACUCUGUAUGAUGCUUCAGGAUCACAUCUGGUAUUCAUCCCCGUAUUACAUUGCGACCACUGGACACGAAUUUUUUUUAUUUAUAAUUUUUUUUAUUAAAAGUUUUACAAAAAUAAUUUUCCAUUUUGAAAAUUGACGGAAGGAGUCGCCUACCGCCCUCUGGGAGGGCGGCGAAAAUGACGUGGCAGACGG
Messenger RNA from Oryza sativa Japonica Group (Japanese rice), 1779 nucleotides. Lineage: Eukaryota; Viridiplantae; Streptophyta; Magnoliopsida; Poales; Poaceae. The record is from RefSeq and is a predicted model, not a curated record.